CAUUCGCCACUAGCGAGACAUGCAAGCGCUUCUCCUAGGCUCUCAGACGAAACACCAAAAUAUUGCAACUAGUCGUUUCAUUCAUUUCAAAAUUGGGCGUUCUCGUCAGAUUUGACUGAUAACAUAUCGCUAUAAGAAAAUCACCCUAAAUCGGCUCUUCGCUCACCAAUCCUGACCGGCUUGUAAAACGUCCAACCCCUUCACCGCAGUGCCAGACACGGGGCCUCAAUGAUGUCAUCCUAUUACCACUCCGGAAAGGAAACAGACAUGGCGACGAUGACAGAGCCUCUCUGCCUAGAAAGGGACGUAUGUCGGGUGAUCGAACUUCUGGACCGACUGCAGAGGAGCGGGGAGCUGCCCCCUCCCAAACUCCAGGCCUUGCAGAGGGUCCUGCAAAGCAAGUUCUGUGCUGCUAUCAGAGAGGUGUAUGAACAGCUCUAUGACACUCUCGACAUUGUAGGAGGGCCCGAAGUACGGGCCCAGGCAACGGCCAAGGCAACAGUGGCAGCAUUUGCGGCCAGCGAGGGCCACGCUCACCCACGAGUGGUGGAGCUCCCCAAGACAGAGGAGGGCUUGGGCUUCAACAUCAUGGGUGGCAAGGAACAGAACUCGCCCAUCUACAUCUCUAGAGUUAUCCCUGGAGGUGUGGCCGACAGACAGGGCGGGCUGAAGAGGGGUGACCAGCUGCUCUCCGUUAAUGGAGUGAGUGUUGAAGGGGAGCACCAUGAGAAGGCGGUGGAGCUGCUGAAGGCUGCACAGGGCUCAGUGAAGCUGGUGGUCAGGUACACACCCAAGGUGCUGGAGGAGAUGGAAGCCCGCUUUGAAAAGAUGAGGAGUGCCAGGAGACGCCAGCAGCACACAAGCUACUCGUCUCUGGAAUCCCGGGGCUAGGCACUAUUGUCUCAACUAAGCUUGUCAGCCCGCUUACCUUAGUAUCUUUCUCCAAUAGGAAGCCUGACCUCAGACAAGAAGGAAGAAACCAAAGUAGCCAACGUAGACUUACUAUAUUUGUAUUUCCAAUGUAGCCAUGGAUUGUCACUUGUCUUUGCCCUCCCUAUUUAGGCCCUAAGUAGAGACUCUGUAUUUGAACCUUAAACCAAGAAUCCCCCCCCCUCCCCAAGUUCCAGAACAUAAUGUGUUCAGUGUAAGAUCCAAGGAGAGCUGAGUUAGCAUGGUGGAUGUAGUAUAGUACAUAGGUCUGUUUACUUUACUAUAUGAGAUUAUUCUGUACAACACUUAACUUUGAAAGCAAAAGAUUUCAAAGUCAAGAAUAGAGAGGUAGCGCUCGAGGUAGAGGUACUAUGUGUAACUACGAGGUUGGACCUCGGUAGUGAUUUCGGAGCAACUUCUGACAUAUCCUAGAUGAGCAUUCCAAGGUAUUAAUUUGACUAUUUAUGUUUAUUUAUGUACCUUAUUUAUUCAUUAAAUAAAGACUGAUCCUAAAUGAGCAUUCCAAUGCAUAAAUAUGACGAUUUAUGUUUAAGUAUUUGUUAGUGUAUUUAUUCAUUAAAUAAAGCCUGGUAUGGUUUACA
This is a messenger RNA of Hypomesus transpacificus, 1532 nucleotides long. It is a transcript of the gene lin7b, whose product is annotated as lin-7 homolog B (C. elegans). The record is from RefSeq and is a predicted model, not a curated record. Gene Ontology annotation, cellular component: cell-cell junction; synapse; basolateral plasma membrane. Gene Ontology annotation, molecular function: L27 domain binding. Lineage: Eukaryota; Metazoa; Chordata; Actinopteri; Osmeriformes; Osmeridae. The transcript has 6 exons. Bases 229 to 891 code for a protein of 220 amino acids. Gene Ontology annotation, biological process: maintenance of epithelial cell apical/basal polarity; neurotransmitter secretion; protein localization to basolateral plasma membrane.